AGACUUCAGCGCCUAUCCGCUGGAGCUUAUUUUGGGAGACCGGGGGCCUUUUGCCUGGGAGGGCUGUCCGCUGGAAUUGCUCUUACCCCUACCAAUUUAUCACCCAUCCCACCUCUUGGAAUCUAUUCGUCCAAAAAAACCCUCUCCGAACCCAAUAUCUUCCAAGAGACCAAGAAUCAUGUGGGCUCAUCAGCUAUAGCACUCUCCCUCAUGAGCCCUCGAUUGCUCGUCUGCUGUCGGCGGUCAGGUACUGUUGUGUAGCAGCGACGUCGUCUAUCUGUGAGACAGGAACAGUAAAGUAUAGAGAGAUGAAGUUCAAGGCAUUUCUUACAGAGAAUGGUGUAAAUCUUUUGGAAAAGAGGUUCCUACCAGCACUAGACAAGAUGGGAAAGAUAUGCCAUCUCUAUCUCAAUAGAGACCAUGCUAUCUUCCUCCACAACCUUCUCAAUGGUGAUGGAGUUCAGUCUAUUGCUCAGUUUCGCAAAGAAGCUCUUUUCGAUGACUAUCGAAUCUCCAGCCAGAAUGAGGACCGCAUUGCCUUUGCAGUAGACAUUUCUCUUCUCCACCGUGCUCUUCGUAGUAGUGUCAGCAUCUGUACUGAGUUUGGAAAUGGGCCUACCGCCAAUCGUCUCCAGAUUAAAUUGGUUAAGAAGCUGCCUCCAAAUUCUACUCAACCAAUGCCUUUCCUUACUUUUGAGACCAAGGGUUAUAAAUCUGCUGUAAUUCAGGAUGUGCCAAUCUCAAAACCUAUGUCCAGAGCUCAGGUUCUUGAACUUCAAACUGCUCUUGAUAUGGCUCAAGAUUUGCCUCAGACUCUGGUUCAGGUUCCGGAUUUGAAUCAGUUGCAGAACUUUGUGGAUCGGAUGAGGCAUGUGGGCGAGUUGCUUAAUAUUUCCAUAAGCAAGUAUGGGGAUUUACACAUUCAGAUUUCCACCACAUUAAUCACACUUGGUGCUGAGUUUCAGAAGCUGUUGGUCUUAGGUGAAAGAGCUGAUGCUCCAUCUGAAGAUCUAAACCUCAGUGCUCAGACUCGGUCAGCAAGGGCGAUUUUGAGGGGAGAUGCUCAAUCUGUGCAAGUGAGUGUGAAGCAUUUUGGCAAGAGCCUUCAGUGCCACUUGGCUAAGCCGGAUUGCGCUUUCUAUGGGAUUGCUCCACAAGGUGCUUGCUUGACGGUGAUCUUCCAGUUUUUCAUUCCUGGUUCCCAUCAAAUGGACAAGUCAAUCAGUCUACAUUGCAGACUUCCUGUACUGGACCAAGGGUCAGGUUGAGGGACUUAGGUGGGUUUGCCAUGCAUGGUUAAGCUUUAGAACUUUGGGUUAAAUAGUCAGUUUGUUAAAUAUCUUGGCAAAUUGAUUCUGAUUUUUAAUUUGAGUAGCUGUACAUGCUAUUCUUGUAUUCUGCCAAUGACAUUUUAGACCCAUGACUCAUUUUCUUUGUGAAUAUGCACAUCCCUUUACAAGCUGGUUGUGGAAGUUUUGGUCAUGACAUGAUGAAAUGGAAAGAAAUGCCUACUUGAAUUGUUAUGAAAGCAAAAAUAUAACGUCAAAUAGUUGCAAGGAUAGAUGAUUCUUAGCACAGAUUGCUGUUAUUAUGUAUAUACAUUUUGGUGAUUUGAAGCA
Molecule: messenger RNA, 1619 nt
Organism: Prunus persica (peach)
Lineage: Eukaryota; Viridiplantae; Streptophyta; Magnoliopsida; Rosales; Rosaceae
Product: checkpoint protein hus1
Exons: 2
Coding region: 309-1268 (319 amino acids)
Biological process (GO): nucleotide-excision repair; double-strand break repair via homologous recombination; telomere maintenance
Cellular component (GO): nucleolus; site of double-strand break; checkpoint clamp complex
Source: RefSeq, a predicted model, not a curated record